This is a messenger RNA of Trichoderma reesei QM6a, 387 nucleotides long. RefSeq lists its product as uncharacterized. The transcript has a single exon. The record is from RefSeq and is a predicted model, not a curated record. NCBI's taxonomy places the organism in Eukaryota, Fungi, Ascomycota, Sordariomycetes, Hypocreales, Hypocreaceae. The coding region runs from base 1 to 387 and encodes 128 amino acids.
AUGAGAUCUCUUGGUGUCAAAGUCGAGGCUGUGAAUGGUGAGGAAAAGAAGUUGAACCCCAGAGAAGAUCCCCCAAACCCUGUGAAUGAUGAAGGCCAGGGUGAUGCGGAUGGGGAUGAGGAUGAGGAUGAGGAUGAAGACGAGGGUGAGGACUAUGAUGGUGAUGAUUAUGAGGACGGAGAUGAGGGCGAGGAUUAUGAAGACGGAGACGAUGGUGAGGACUAUGAGGGCGAGGGUGACGAGGGCGAUGGUUACAAUGAUGAGCCCGAGACUGGCGAGGAGAAGACUUUUGAGCACGAGGUCAUUUUGGACGUGAGGGAACCGGCUUUUAAUUGGAGCUGGUGGUUUGAGGGUCGGGGGUCGACGUACUACCCUCAAGGACGCUAG